Molecule: messenger RNA, 1425 nt
Organism: Naegleria lovaniensis
Lineage: Eukaryota; Heterolobosea; Eutetramitea; Acrasida; Naegleriidae
Exons: 1
Coding region: 1-1425 (474 amino acids)
Source: RefSeq, a predicted model, not a curated record
AUGUUCUUCUUCUCAACACAAUCGAGAGCUGGGAAAUUCCAACCGUGCCGUUCCAUCACUCUUCGACAUGGUCAUCCUCUCUUCCUCCUCUGUAUCUCUUCCAUCUUGUUUGUUCAAUUUUUCAUGUUCACAUCAUUUUCACUCGCCAUCGAUGACACUUUUCAACACAUUUUCCUUUCUGACGACACUCCACAAGUCCGAGAGGUGACUGGUGUUCACAAAAAACCACAACCAAAUUCCAUACGCACUCAUCCUUCUCCUCUCACAAGUGUUAUUUAUUCUCUUUCAUCCAAUUAUUCAGUGAUGGAUGAUUUAGAUUUUACAUUUCAUCUUCCAAUUUGUCCUACAACACUUUAUAUCAAUCCAAAUACUGGAAAAUUUGAUUUACUCGUUCAAGCUCCUUCCACCUUUUCCAUGUAUAUUGUCAUUGCAGUCAUGUCAUUGUUGUUUGCAAGUAUUGUCUUUUCAUCCUAUAAUUCUGUAUUUUUACCACAUGUGAAAAAACGAAUUCGAACCAGUUCAAUUUCUAAUACGUUGUGGAUUGUUUACUUUUUAUUGGUUGCAUUGAGAGCAGUUCUAAAUGCAGUGCAUUUUGGAAAACCAACUGAAUUGAAACGAGAUAAUCGAUUUUUAUAUGGAAUGACGAUAUGUGGCAUGUUGAUGCAUUCCUUGUCGGCAUUGUUUUUGACCUUGUCUCUCAAUUAUCAAAGAAAACAUCGAUCUGGAUUUGCUCUCAAAGACAAGUCGUAUAGAGCCAUGCUUCAUUUACAAAUUGCAGAAGAACGAGAAGAAGAACGAAUGAAAUCAACAUUUCAGAGAAAUACGACGUUUAUUCGAAAAUAUGGAGCUUCCAUUUUUUGGACCAUCUUUUCAUUUGAAGCAUUUGCAACGUUGUGUUUUGUGUUUUCAGUGAUUGCCAUUCUCUUGAGAGCUCUUCAUUCAAAUAAUUUACAAAAUGUGGAAAUUUACAAAUGGCUUCAAUUUUCAGCAAUAUUAUUUCAACGCGUUCCAAUUGCCAUCAUUUCGAUUUUAAUUAUUUUCAAUGGACUUUUCACAAAACUCUUCAAAAAGAAGAAUAGAAUGAGUACUCCAUAUUCCACAUUGACUACAUCUUCAGAAUUAACAUCAACCAAUCACACCAAUGGAGGACCCACUAUUUUAACACGUCUCUUAAUCUUGAUGGCUCUUUUAUUGAACAUUCCCAAUGACAUUCCACUCUCUUAUUGGAAUUAUUUUAUUUAUGGAUCGAGUUUGGAGAAUUUUCCAAGAUGUCUCUUUCAUUUUGCGAGUAUUUUUGAUUGCAUCUUGUUACUCUUCUUUUUCUCACUCGUGUUGUGGCUUUUUGUCAUGAUUAUUGAAUUUAGAAGAUAUCGAAAGGAAACUGUAGAAGCUGCUUUAUCGGAUACUGUAGAGAAUUUUGAAUAG